Messenger RNA from Ipomoea nil (Japanese morning glory), 1604 nucleotides. Its product is annotated as pectinesterase QRT1. Bases 338 to 1405 code for a protein of 355 amino acids. Gene Ontology annotation, molecular function: pectinesterase activity. The transcript is spliced from 5 exons. NCBI's taxonomy places the organism in Eukaryota, Viridiplantae, Streptophyta, Magnoliopsida, Solanales, Convolvulaceae. The record is from RefSeq and is a predicted model, not a curated record. Gene Ontology annotation, biological process: cell wall modification.
AUAUCCUCAGAAGCUAAACAACCCUUUUUGUUAAUUUAACCAUGCACUUAAUCCCACUGAUCAAACCUCAACCCACAUGAAUCUUUGUAUCUGUGCUGUAAUAAAUCAAGAAACCAACGAAAACAUUAAAAGCCUCUUGCAUUUACUCCUACUUAUAUACCAUGAAUCGCUGCAGUUACACUGAACACUUGGCCCUUCCCCUUCUUAACAUGCAAUUCUUAAAAUCCCAUGUUUUGAUCCUCAAUAUAAACUGCACUACUGUACUGAGACUUCAAGAUCACCCCACGCUCCUGCAUUUAUUGCCUUCACUUGCUUCUUGCUUCUUCUUUUUCUGGAGAUGAGUUGCUGCUGCUGCUACGGUGUGGUUCUUGUGGGUUUCUGCUUGGUGGUUCUGGGAGAGGGGAGGCGUUUGAAUUCGGUUCCCGAGGGGGAGAGGUUCAUCACCUGGGAUGAUCUGAAACUGGGUUUGGAUUUGGAGGUGGUGAGGGAAUAUGGGAAUGGGAGUAAGGUUAUAGUGGUUGAUCAGAAUGGGAAAGGGGAUGUCACCACAGUUCAGGGUGCGGUUGAUAUGGUGCCGGAACAUAACUCUGAGAGAAUCAAGAUUUGCAUUCUUCCUGGGAUUUACAGAGAAAAAGUGCAUGUUCCUGCUUCAAAACCAUACAUCUCCUUCAUCGGAGACGCAGAUGACCCCUCCAAAACCAUUAUAUCAUGGCACGACAAGGCCUCCGACAGGGCUGGAAAUGGGACGGAGUUAGGGACUUCAAGAACAGCCACUGUCCAAGUAUAUGCUAGUUACUUCUGUGCAACCGGGAUCACAGUCGAGAAUACAGUGGUUGCAGUGCCUGGAGGGGAAGGGAUGCAGGCGGUUGCGAUGAACAUAAAUGGGGAUAGAGCAGUGUUGUAUAAAUGCAGGUUCUUGGGAUCACAAGAUACACUUCUGGACGAUAUCGGGCUGCAUUACUUUUACCAGUGUUACAUUGAAGGGAUGAUUGAUUUCAUCUGUGGAAACGCCAGAUCACUUUAUCAGGAUUGUGUUAUCAAUUCAGUGGGGUCAGGAGCCAUUGCAGCCCAGCACAGGAACUCAGCAAGUGAGAACACAGGCUACUCAUUUGUGAACUGCAAAAUCACUGGAAAUGGGAGGACUCUCCUGGGGAGAGCCUGGGGGGAGUUUUCUCGAGUGGUUUAUGCCAAGUGUGACAUUGAUCCAGUCAUUCUGCCUUGUGGAUGGGGAGACUGGAACGUACCCUCGCGACAGAGGAACUCUAUAUUUGCAGAAUACCAGAACAGAGGUCCAGGAGCAAAUAGAGAUGGGAGGGUGCCAUGGAUGAAGAACUUGAGUGAUACAGAAGCAAGGCAAUAUAUGGAUACAGCCUUUAUAGAGGGAGAGCAAUGGCUGAGAUUAUAGUUUUUUUUUUUUUUUUUUUUUUUUUUUUUUGAAAACACUGAGAUUAUAGUUAUUGCCAUUGCAAACAGAGUUGUAUAUGUUCCAGAGAACUUUCCACUCUACAAAGUAUACAAGAGUCGGACUGUUUUUAAGGAUGUUUUGGGAUGUUUCUGAAGGUUCAUUAUUUAUAUAAAUUAUUCCUAUAUUUUUGGAGGUUUCA